Molecule: messenger RNA, 438 nt
Organism: Actinia tenebrosa (Australian red waratah sea anemone)
Lineage: Eukaryota; Metazoa; Cnidaria; Anthozoa; Actiniaria; Actiniidae
Product: PCNA-associated factor
Biological process (GO): translesion synthesis; regulation of cell cycle
Cellular component (GO): nucleus
Molecular function (GO): chromatin binding
Source: RefSeq, a predicted model, not a curated record
UUUGAUGAUCAAGUCACAUCGGAAGAGUUGAUCAUCAAGAUCGUCGUGUUUUGAAAAUUUCCCCUCAAAUCACUCAAGAUGGUAAGAACAAAAGCUGAUGGCGGUGGGAGGAAAGCUGUGGCAGCUAAGGCUCCACGUAAGCAAGUUGGUGGUGGAUCAUCAGACAGUGCUGGAUCAAUGAUGUCCCCUGGUAAAAAUUCUGGAGGUUGUAAUGGUGGAAACCCAAUAAGAUGGUGGCCAACUCCUGACUGGCAAAAAGGUGUUGGAGACUUUUUUCCAAAGGUUGAUAACAGCAAAAAAAGCAGCCAAACAUCAGAGAACUCUUCAUCAGAGUCAUCCACAAGCAAUACGAGCAGUGAUACUGAUCAGCCUGGUGUUUCUAACAAAGAACUGGGACUUGAAAAGCAUUAAAGUGAUAACGGAGUAGAAUUUGUACAA